Molecule: messenger RNA, 803 nt
Organism: Aedes albopictus (Asian tiger mosquito)
Lineage: Eukaryota; Metazoa; Arthropoda; Insecta; Diptera; Culicidae
Exons: 3
Coding region: 72-431 (119 amino acids)
Source: RefSeq, a predicted model, not a curated record
CAUUGGUGGGACGUGCCAGUCAUUUGCAAAUCUGAAAACCUUCCCCAUUUCAAGUGUUUUUGCCAUCGAAAAUGAAAGUUCAAUUUUGCAUAAUUCUGCUCACAGCCAGCCUAGUGCUGGUAAUCGGAGAUAUUUGCAAUAUUCGGUUGGGCCGACGUGAAACCGGUGACUUCCAAAUGUACACACUUCACGCCACUAAGGGACCUUUUUCUGAGGCGCAGAACCUAUCACUGACGUUCGACUAUCAGGUCAGCCCAGUGGACACAGUCGAAGUGACUUUCGUUGAGGUUAAUACUAAUCUGCAGAACCAAUGCGUGGCAACUAUGCCGGUCACUAAUUUUAGUAGAGAAUUUCAAAUCACAAUAACAACUGAGGAGCCUGUGACUGCAUUCUACGGGUCAGCAACUAUUUAUGGAAUACGACGGUUUUAAAACUGAAGUUUAAAAUGCAAUUUAUAUUGAGAUAUACAUAUAUUUUAAAAUUUGUGAUUGAGGUUCAUCGACUACAAGUCAUUAUUACAAAUUCCCCUAUUUUAGUCAUCUUCAUAUCCAUUCUUUAAUAAAAAUGUAUGAUCACAAUACAUGAAAUACAUUCGACUCUUGCAAGGCUUAUAAUUCUUAAAUUGUUCAUACAUUGCUUAGCUUUAGGUAUAAGUAUAUCGGCUCUAGAACCAAUUAUGGCACUACCUUAGGAAAGCUAUUUAUACAAAAAUAACGAGAAGACCAAUGAAUGUCAUGAAUAAGUUAAAAGACAGCUUAGUUUACAUACUUUACAGGAAAAAUAAAGAAACGGAGCCAAAACUA